AUGGUCACCACGUCCUGCGGUCAAGCGACUGGCAUUUGUGAGCUUCACAGCCGGCUUCGGACAAGCAAAGAUAACAGAAAAGCCGGCAGAGGCAACCAGCCCGUGCAUUAUGCUCAAUUGCACCGUGGCCUCUUUGGAUUCGGGCUGACCGCCUGCACCGACCGACCCCUGCGGCUCGCCAACCGUGUUUUAUGCAAGCCACGAUGGAGCGGCGGAGCCACGCCCGUCGAACUCAGCCCCGAAAGCGCGGAAGAGAAACUGCGCGCGCCUGGGAGCCAGGCCCAGGUGCGCCAAGCUGGGGUCGCCAGCGGCUUCCUGGGCUGGCUGCGCCUUGCCGGGCUGGACGGGAGGCCGGGGGCGCAGUCCGUUUUGCUGUUUCCAGUUUCCGCUCGCGGUCAGUCAGAAAGCGUGGAUGCCCAUCAGCGGAGUUUUGAUGUAGGAAUCCAUAUUGGCUAUCAACGUCGUAAUAAGGAUGUCUUGGCUUGGGUUAAAAAGCGCAGAAGAACUAUUCGCAGAGAAGACUUAAUCAGCUUCCUGUGUGGGAAGGCCCCUCCUCCACGAAACUCUAGACCUCCCCCAAGACUGACUGUAGUAUCCCCUAACCGAGCUACAUCAACGGAAAGUAGUUCUUCUGUCGAGACGGACUUGCAGCCCUUCCGGGAAGCCAUAGCUCUCCAUGGUCUCAGUGGUGCAAUGGCUAGCAUAAGUGUUCGCUCGAGCACCCCGGGCUCACCCACGCACGUGAGCAGCGGCUCCAACGGGAGUCGAAGGAGAAACGGACUCCAUGAUGUUGACUUGAACACUUUCAUAUCUGAAGAAAUGGCACUCCACUUGGACAAUGGUGGAACUAGAAAGCGUACCUCAGCCCAGUGCGGUGAUGGCAUUACGGACUCCCCGACCCAUAAACGCAAUCGUAUGAUCUAAAUGGCAACAUUGUUUUCACCUUCCCUUUCCCACCCCGUUGCUCGAAAACCCACUGGUGCUCAGCCACCCGCUGGGAAAACAAACUUGAGGCUCUCUCUUCCUGAGUCACACAAAAAUUGCCAUAAAAGAAAGAAUACACCCUGAGGGUAGACUCCUCUUGAACCUAUGGCUUUCUUCAGAGUAGAUUCUUUAGCAGAGGAUUUCCAAUGUUGUGUAGUAGCUAGCAAGCUCAUCGCAGGUAGAACUCACAUCCGUUCCAAGGCUAAAAGUGACCUUACAUGUACUCUUAAAGGGAAGAAAGGAAAUAUCAGACAUUUAUUUGGUUAUAGAUUGCUUUUUGUCCUUUAUUUCUUGCCGUGUUUAAAUAUUUGCUUCAACAGUAUUGCCACUUUGACAACAGUGUCAACACCAUGACUUGGCAUGUAAGACCCACAGGUUUCCUUUAGAAUAUAAAUAUAUAUAUAUAUACAUAUAUAUAUGUAUUAUUUUCCUUUUAAAGCUCUACUGGACACAUAAUUUUCUAUAUAAAUAAGUGUGCAAGUUAUAAGUAUUGGCCUGUACCCAUUUUUUAAGUUUAAAAAGCAGAUGACUGUGAGGUGACAUAAACAGGUUCCCUGAUGGUGAUGCGGCAGAGACUAAAUCAUUACAAAAAGGCUGUUUGUUGGGAUUGUGUGUGUGAGCUCUAAAGCAGCUGCCCCAGGCCCUCCUCUUCCUCCUGUCCCAGGAAUUUCUACCUGGAAGGUUUUUGGUUGAUUGCUUAAGUCCCAUGGCAGAAUAUUUUGCAUUGAUCGUCAGAGGAAUGUGUUUUGUAACUGGGAGGAUACGUGAUUUUGGUAAUACAGGUAUGUAUCAUACGCUUCCUCUGUGUGUGUGGGGAGAAAACUGGGUGGGCAGGAACUUAUUUUAAGGAGUGUUGGCCUUUGUGUUUUCCCAUCAUGGUGGGGAUGGGUUUUGAGCUCUUUUUAGAAGGCAGACAUUUUUAAAUGUCUCAGGCACAACUUCUUCUUGGUCAUUUUGAUGAAAUGUGAGCCUGUUGUCCUGUGCGAGAAAGAUCCCUUUCAGGUAGCCUCAGUGCCAAGCACUGUAAAGCUAAACCAGCCCACGGCUUGGGGUUGAGCUGGCCAACCAUUCAUUCACCAAGAGAGGGUGAUCUUGGUGCAGCAAAAAGUGCUACUGUUUUGAAGUCAGAGAUGUGACACACCUACCCCUGAGUCACCCUUGGGAAAUGUCAAAGGGAGCGGGGCCCGGAUACAAGGGCUGAACUGCUCUACUUGGGUCCAGACUCCCCUCUCUCCUCCCCCCCAAAAAUCUUGACAUGCAGACCCUCCCUUCUCUAGCUCCAGAAAUCUGUCCUGUUUUAAUCAAUGAAAAGGUUAGUGAUAACUCACCCACUAGCUAAUGUGACUUUGAAGAUUGUAGUUUAGUCUUCCCUAUUCUGGUGCCCUCCAGGUGUGUUGGGCUACAGCCCCUUCAUCCUUCGCCUUCUGUGGAGUUUCUGGCUGAGGAUGAUAGGAUCUCUAGUCUGCCAUGACUGCAGAAGGGCUGUUUGCAGUGAUUCCAAAUAGCCUUGGAACCAGAUUCCACUUGAAUGCUGCUUGACUGGGCAGCUAGAUAACACUGUUUGGAUCUUAAUUUAGAGCCUCGUACACUGUCAAUCGGAUGUUUUCCCAGAUCUCUCCCUUCUGGUGGCUUCUCAUUUCUCUUAAUUUGGGAGGGGUCAUAUCCAACCCAUGGAGACCUGUCUAAACAGCAAAAAUCCUUGCAGUUUUGGCAGGGGGAGGGGGAUUCAGGCAGCAGUGAGGGGCCUGUUGAAUUGUGCACCCUUGUUUUUGCUUUUGAAAAAUGUAAUGUGAAGCACAGGGUACUCCAACUUAAAAGGCCACGAAUAUGCUCUGGGAGAAGCAUAUAUGUUCUCAUUUACUUUGUGGGGCUUUUUUUUAAGCAUUGCUAAUUGACAUCUUAAACAGCUAGAAGUGACCUGUUCAUGGAACUAUGAGAAUUCAAAAUUAAUCCCAGCCUCAGGUUGCAUUAUCUCUUAGAUGUUCUUUUUAAAGAUUGCCAAUGUUAAGUGCAGCUCAUGGAUGGCUUUUUGACUUAACGAGAAUCCAGACUGCAGAGUGUCCGUGUGACGUGGUUCUUUCCUAUCUGGUCUAAACAAGCAUUUCUCUCCUGAGAAUUAGCACUUAACGUUUGUGGGUACAAGGUUAAAACUGGUGCAAAAGGAUAAAGAAUAUUCUGCCAAAAAACACCAAGUAGUACUUCAGAAGCAAAGAAUGAACUCUUAACUGAAAAACUCAACUAGUGAGUAGAGCCAUCUAAUACUCAGAAAGGAAUUGGCCUGGAGUGGAGAAAUAGGAAGUUCUUAAUUGGGCCACUGAUGAACGCACAGACUCCUUGAUUUAAAUCAUAGGUGUACUGAAUGAGUAUGGAGCUUUGCUGAGGUUUUUGGUCCGUGGUUUCUCCAAGUAGUUAUGAGCCCAGCCCAAAAUGCUAGAUGGAGAAGGUCAAGGUUGCAUCCCAGUUAGAUUGAUAAAGAACGGAGCAUGUAGCUCUCGGUGUGUGGAAUUUGUCCUCCCUUUCCUCUUACCAAUUAGACUAGAGUAAUUCUUCUGCGCUUUGAAGCUUUGCUUUCAGUCUAGCUCCUCUGAACAAAAUUAUUUGAGCAUUUAAAAAAUUUUGGUGCCAUCUUUCUGUUUUCGUAAAGAGAAAAACAGGCUUGGAUAAGCCAGCUGCCCUUAUAGUCUGUGUGCUUGUAAAGCUUCAAUUUUUACUUUACUGCUUUUUAAAAACAAACUGUAUUUGCUGUCAAAAUGUUCACUCUCCUGCCAAAAUAAUCAUAAUCUAGAUUGCAUGAUGGCCCUCAUUGGAGAAGUGGGUUGUGUCACAAGCAAAUUUCUUUAAAGCUCGGCCAUGGAAUAUUCCCACAGGUCACUCCUUGAUUGUGACUUUGGGAAGAAUAUAACUACUAUAAAACAGACAUGUUUAGUACUUAAGGUGGAGUAGAGAAGUAGUCUGUUGCAGUUCAGCUUUUUUAUCUGACUUGAUUGGAUGCCCUUCUGGUGAUACUUGUCUCAUCUGUUUUCCCCUGUAAACCAAACUUAACAUGAAUGUGGGGCAGAUUUUACAUAUAGUGUAUCCUGCAUUGAAGCUGAGCUUGGCUUGCAUAUACUAAAAUUCAAUUUAAAUAUUAAAACACUUGAGCUAUAGUGAAGUAAUGCAAAGCUGAUUCUUCCCCCACCCUCCUUUGUUUGAAAUGGAAUUCCUGCAAAUCUUCAAAUGUGACCUUGCUCUGCUGGAGAAAUAGAUACCUUUUUAAAACCAUAAUAAAAUCAAAUAAAUCAACA
Python bivittatus (Burmese python) is the source of this 4268-nucleotide messenger RNA. The record is from RefSeq and is a predicted model, not a curated record. NCBI's taxonomy places the organism in Eukaryota, Metazoa, Chordata, Lepidosauria, Squamata, Pythonidae.